Lindgomyces ingoldianus is the source of this 1500-nucleotide messenger RNA. RefSeq lists its product as uncharacterized. The transcript is spliced from 3 exons. Lineage: Eukaryota; Fungi; Ascomycota; Dothideomycetes; Pleosporales; Lindgomycetaceae. The record is from RefSeq and is a predicted model, not a curated record. Bases 209 to 1159 code for a protein of 316 amino acids.
CUGUGUGCUACGCCACUCAGCCUUCGUCUACAAGUUCGUUUAGGCAGCAGUCUGCCUUGUGAACUCGUAACUGUGCGAUAUUUAUAAUUCUCUCGUCUCCCAUUAUUGCUCAGUUCUGGGGCUCGCUUACCCUACCUUUCUCCCCUACAGAUUAGUCUCUGCGAGUCUUUUCUUGUAUUGUGACAGCUGUGCAAUUACCCUGAACGAAAUGUGUCGCUGUCGCAUGCGCGUUGACCAGUAUCUCAAGAUCACUAAGGCUCGAUAUGAAGCUCAAAAACCCAAACCUCUUUCCAAGCGGAGAUUCCGUGAGCUUUCGCCGCCCCCUCCGAUCACACGGCGUUCCAAGAGGGUCAGGACUGGUCAUUACCAUGAAGGGCCUCAACCACAGUCUACACAACCAGAUUGUUUGUUGCUGAAUCGACUCCCUGCAGAGAUUCGUCUGAGAAUCUGGGAGUACGCAGUCGGAAGACAGGAUUUGCAUAUCCUGCGCAAACAGGGGAAGAUGGGCUAUUCUGCCUGCGCUGGUGAGAUGUGUAAAGAUUGUCCCAAGGUAGAUGGAGUGCUAUAUAAACGCCAUGUGCGAGAUCAAGUGGAGCCUUUCAAGAAGGAUCUACAGUUAGCAGAGAUGAGUCUGCUAAACCUGCUCUUGACAUGUCGCCAAAUCUACUCUGAGGCGAUUGACGUGCUCUACACUUCAAACACUUUUCUCUUCCCCCACAUCUGGAACCUGACGUUCUUUCAAACCACAAUCCGCCCCAAACGCUUCGCCUCUAUUCGCUCAGUCCAUCUCUCCCAUUUCUUUGAGCCGCAUCAAUACGAAAAUCAACCUCUGAGAGGGAAAAGCUCCUACAUCGCCUAUCCCGGCGCGGAAGUAGCCUGGGAAUCAGGCUGCAAAGCUUUGCUCGCUAUGACCAAAUUACGUCAACUCAGGAUCGACGUCCGGCGGGCAGGAUUCUAUCCUGCGAAUGUAUCGCCCCUUGGACUUGUUAGUGUGUUCGAGCCAUUGAAAGGCCUGAAGGUGGGUGAUUGGACCGUGGAGGUGACGAUAGGCAGUCCGGACUGGGCAGUGAAUCUGAAAAUGAUGGAGAGUGAGUUGAGGAAUAGAGGGCUGGGUAUAAGCGUGGUGGGGAAACCUUGGGUUCAUCCAAGUCAGACUUAGUAGAAUGUUGUCGUUGUUCCUAGCGAUUUCCUGCGUCUGCUCUAGAUAUGGACAAGAAGAAAUGGGGUCUGCUAGCCGGAUAUUUCUUACACUAGGCCAGUGCGAAUCCUGCGUUGGUGAUUAUCCGUUCGGACAAAAGUGUUUCAAUUACCUGAAACUUUAGCAGUUUGAGUGAUAGCUGGCUGAGUGCAUUCUACUAACACCCACGAUCGUAUAAGUAGACACCUUUCAGCUGAAAUUUGGGCAUUUGAGUUCUACCGCUCUUAACCUAACCAAUUUCAGUCUCACUCUUUUCGCGCCUCCAGUGCCAGUCCACCUCAUUUCUUCAAACCUAGGCAGUU